Molecule: messenger RNA, 1565 nt
Organism: Diachasmimorpha longicaudata
Lineage: Eukaryota; Metazoa; Arthropoda; Insecta; Hymenoptera; Braconidae
Exons: 4
Coding region: 471-1295 (274 amino acids)
Molecular function (GO): nucleic acid binding
Source: RefSeq, a predicted model, not a curated record
UUUUUUAACUAGUCCCUCUGAUGGCGGGACUGCUACUGAGGGAGUCUGUUAUUCCCCUUCUAUGUCAUGUUUUCUAUGGUCGACCUUGCAGCUGAUAGUGCCCCCUGUGUACCACAUUUUCCACUUAACCAAUAAUUAGACAGAAGUAAAGAAUUCUCUGUCGAUAUGGCGAGAAACUAUUGAAAAUUAUCAUUUUUUCCAACCUUUCGGCCAAAAUCACAUUGGAUUUUUAAUUAUUUAUUUUUAAAUAAAUGAGAAACUAACAAAACAUUUCAAGCUGAGUACAGGGGUGUACAAACAAUAGGAUUAGUUCAUUUUACGAACAGCAAUCUCCUGUCGGCUAUCUACAUACCGAAUAAUAAAUAAGAGUUUGAGAUACACACGUGGGUCAGUUCAUCGAUUUCUGGUGCACUGCAGUAUUCUGGAUUGGUUAUUGUUUUGAAUAUUGUGUUGCUGGAAAAAUUGCAACAAUGAAGGUCGGAACAGCUAAAGAAAUGGAAGAAGAGCGGCUAAGAACUCUCUACAUUCGUCUGCCCCAUACAAUAAAGAACAUGGACGUCAUUCGUGAUCUGGUUUUUGGUGAUGUUGAUAUAAAACUGCCCAGACAAUCAGGAAGACACUGUCACGUUAUUUUCUCGAGUGUUGAGGAUAAGCUUAAAAAUAUGAAGGCCCUCAAGACGAAGCGCAUCGACAAUAAACCCAUCUUCGUGAAAAAUCCCAAGGUGCAAGAUCCUGAGGUUAAGAAGCAGAAGCAGAAGAAGAUGAAGAAAAUUAAACCAGUAGUGGUGUCCAAACCAAAGGCCCCGGAAAAAGUCACCAAGAUAUGCUUUCUCCACAAAGUCCCGAAGUCAGCAACGGUUAAGGGCCUCAAGGCAUUAUUUCCAGAAGCUAAAAAUAUUUCUAUUCUCUACAAACAGAGGCUACACGAUGAUAUCACUGGAAGAACUGCAAUCAUUAAGUUCAGAGACUUGAAAACAGCAGCUGCCUAUUUAAAUAAGGAACGUCCAAUGCCUCUCUGCAAGGGAGUGCAACUUGAAAUUAAAUGUGACAAAAGGAGGCAGAAAAAUAAGAAGAAGAAGACUGAAACAUUGAAAAUUUACGAUGGAGAUGGUGUUGAGACUGAAGUGAAAGAGAAAGAGGAAGCGAAGAGUAGGCCAGAGGAUGAAGACGAGGUCAAGAGUGAAUCAGAGGAUGAAGAUGAAGUCGGCAGUGAGCAAGAAAACAACGAAGAGGAGGAACCAGCUGGGGAUGAUGAAGAUCCUGACCAGAGUAGCGGGAGUAGUGAGGAGGAAUAAUUUAAUAGGUAUUCAUCUCUUUUACCUUAGAAAGUUUUUGUUUUUAAAUUAACAAAAACAUUGUAUAGUUAUCUUCCAGUACUUCAGAGUUUGUAAAAAAAGAAGAAAGGAAAGAAGAAAAAGAUCGAGCGUUUAACGCAAAGAUAAAAAAUAACCAACGCCUAGAAUAACUGUUUAAUUUUCUGUAUAAUAUUGUAUCUUUUAUUUUUCAUAAUGUUUUUCUUUCAUUCUAACAUGUAGACAUGGAAAUAAAGUUAUGCUCUUUGUAAA